GUCACAGUAGUCACUUUGUUUUUAGGUUAAAAAUUAGAAUUAUAAAGCAAAGGUAUUUAUCUUACUAAGCGAUGGCUUUGAAUAGGCUAUUCGCAAAUUUAACUAUAAGCGUAACGCCGAGUUUAAUUGGUAGAAAAGCUGUUCAAGUAACUGCUGUGAGAUAUGCAAGUAAGCCGAGGCUCGUGAAACCUAAACCUGGAUACGGUAUCAGCUAUCGAAGAAUAGUUCAUUUUCCUGAAGAAUAUACUGUAAAACCUUUGGAAGUUACUAACCUGGCUGGGCGAGAUCCAGAUUCAGGUAGAAUUGUAGCAAAAGGUAUUGGUGGAGGGAUUAAACACAAAUAUCAUUGGAUUGCAUGGAUUAGAGAUGGACCCACAGAAGGUCCACCACAGGAGGAAAAAGUAAUUCAGAUAAUAGAUUGUGGAUGUAGAACGGCACACGUUGCACUGGUAGCCGUGGGUGACAAGGUGAAGUACAUACUUGCAACUGAGAAUAUGAAGGCUGGUGAUAUAAUUAAAACCUCCCGAAAUCUGCCUAGGAUACCAGUUAGAGCAAAUGAAGGAGAUGCUUAUUUAUUGGGUGCUCUGCCACUCGGUACAAUUGUGCACUGUAUUGAAAAAGAACCAGGACAGGGCGGGGUCUACAUACAUGCAGCGGGUACAUAUGGCACAAUACUAAGAAAACAAGAUGAUCGUAUUGUUAUACAGAUGCCGUCAAAGAGGCUGUUCAGUUUUGACGAACAUUGUAUGGCUGUUGUUGGUCGGCUCUCUAAUGUAGACCACGGCAGCACCCCAAUAGGAUCGCCACAACGCAACAGAUGGCUAGGAAACCGCCCAAGGUCGGGACUCUGGAAGAGAAAGGACGGCAGACACGGAAGGAAAAUCAGACCUCCCAAACCUGUGAAAGAAAUACACGCAAGAAAGAAAUUCCCACUACCGGCGAUUGUAAUGACAAUGACUCCAUAAUUUUUCUUAGAAUAUACUAUAAGUGAUGUAGUUUAUCAGAAUUAUCUUAGAACAUA
This is a messenger RNA of Pararge aegeria (speckled wood butterfly), 1021 nucleotides long. RefSeq names its product 39S ribosomal protein L2, mitochondrial (gene mRpL2). Lineage: Eukaryota; Metazoa; Arthropoda; Insecta; Lepidoptera; Nymphalidae. The transcript has 6 exons. Gene Ontology annotation, molecular function: RNA binding; structural constituent of ribosome. Gene Ontology annotation, biological process: cytoplasmic translation. Gene Ontology annotation, cellular component: ribosome. The record is from RefSeq and is a predicted model, not a curated record. Bases 72 to 965 code for a protein of 297 amino acids.